AUGCACUACCUUCAGAAACUGGGAAGCAAAUACAAGGAAUUGAUCUUCGAUUGCAGCGAAAUGUUCUACAAAGAAUCGCGAUCGCUGGUUCUCGAUCUCUUCGCGGGCUACGAUCCGGUCGAUGGCGGCGAGCCCAUUCCGAACGAAGCCAUUCUGGAGCAGCUGCACGCGCUGUCGAUGAAAGACGCAACGCUGCAGCAUCCCUGGGAGCAAAACGCGCUCGAAAUCACGUUUCUGCGGAAUUUGAUUUGGUCGAAGAACAAUACCGAGGCGUUUUUCCACACGAAACUCGUCCUGCUGUACAUGAGCAGCAUCUCCAGUCUCCAAGAAAACGUGGAAAUGUUGCAACGUCGUCGAAUUCGAUUCGAAUCACAUGCAGAAAAAAUCCAGUCCCUGCAAGAACAGCAGAUAACCGCGGAAAUGGGAGCGGAUCUGGGCGUUGCAGAAUCGGGACUGCAGACGUUGCUUCACCAGCGCAACGAAAUACUAUUCCGCAGCAAGACGGAAUUGCUGGAGUUUCUGGAAUUGUCGAAUUCGUACGACGCGGCGGAAUUGCUGCGCUCGUUCCCCGCGGAUUCGUUUUUGGAGGAAAAAGCCAUCAUUCUAUCGAAGCUGGGCGAAGAUUUGGCGGCAUUGGAAAUCAUUGCGCAUCGAUUGGGGAAUAAAAACAUGGCGGAGGCGUACUGCCAGAAAGUGUGGAAUUCGAAUCGAAACGAGAAUAUUUUCAUUUAUUUACUCAAAACCUACUUGUUUCCGCCCGAAUCCUCGAUUUUAUCGCGGAACGAGAGUUUGAAGCUCGCCAUCGGCGUGUUGACCGAUCAUUCCGACCAUGUGAACAUCGUGGAAGUGCUGCGGCUUCUCCCAGACGACGUUCCUUUGAACGAUUUAAUCGAGAGCAUUGAAGUGGUGAUGACGAAAUUGGAGGAGAACAGGCGAAGCUCGCUGAUGCUGAGGCAGUUGGCGGCGGUGCGGAGAUUUGACGUGAGCGAGGAGUAUAUGAGUUUGCGCAAUUCGUCGUUCGAGAACACGCCGGUUACGUUCUGUCCGGUUUGUAAUCGAGUGCUCGGUGAUUCCGUGUUUACGUUGUUCCCGGACGGCGUGGCGAUGCAUGCUGCGUGUGCUCGACAGCAUUCGAUGGAGUGA
This is a messenger RNA of Blastocystis hominis, 1143 nucleotides long. RefSeq lists its product as hypothetical. The transcript is spliced from 5 exons. The record is from RefSeq and is a predicted model, not a curated record. The coding region runs from base 1 to 1143 and encodes 380 amino acids. Gene Ontology annotation, biological process: endosomal vesicle fusion; autophagy; vesicle-mediated transport. NCBI's taxonomy places the organism in Eukaryota, Bigyra, Opalinata, Blastocystidae. Gene Ontology annotation, cellular component: cytoplasm; membrane.